This is a messenger RNA of Ostreobium quekettii, 1551 nucleotides long. The record is from the annotation of a GenBank genome assembly. NCBI's taxonomy places the organism in Eukaryota, Viridiplantae, Chlorophyta, Ulvophyceae, Bryopsidales, Ostreobiaceae.
AUGGCGUCGAUGAGCCUAUCGAGAGGCCUCAUGAUGGCCUUGUUGGCGGCUUCCCUGUUCGCGAUGGCCCAGUGUCAAUGCCCGUUCUCGGGGGUGGUGGCCGACCAGUGGACCACCAACAGUGGCCAGCCGGUGUACAACAACGACGACUCGCUGACGGUGGGCCUCCGCGGCCCGGUGCUCUUGGAGGACUACCACCUGCUGGAGAAGCUGGCGCAUCUCAACAGGGAGCGCAUCCCAGAGCGCUUGGUGCACGCGACGGGCACCACCGCCAAGGGAUUCUUCGAGGUUACUAAGGACGUCAGCAACUUCACCUUCGCGGAUUUCCUGAGCGAGCCGGGCAAGAAGACCGACGUCAUUGUCCGAUUCUCCACCGGCGUUCCAUCCAGGGGAGGGGCGGAGACGGUGCGAGACCCCCGCGGCUUCGCGGUGAAGUUCUACACCAACGAGGGAAACUACGACCUGGUCGGCAACAACAUGCCGGUGUUCUUCAUCCGGGAUGCCAUGAAGUUCGCCGACAUGGUCCAUGCGUUCAAGCCCAACCCCGUGACGAACUUGCCCAACAACUGGCGUAUGGUGGACUUCUUCUCCCACCUUCCCGAGAGCGUCCACAUGUUCACGCACGUGUUCGACGACAUCGGCAUCCCCAAGGACUACCGCCACAUGAACGGAUUCGGAGUGCACACCUUCAAGUGGAUCAACAGCGAGGGGAAGGAGCGCCUCGUGAAGUACCACUGGAAGUCCAGCCAGGGUGUGGAGUCCCUGCUCGACGAAGAGGCGCAGGCCAUCGGCGGAAAGGACCAGAAGCACAUGACGCGCGACCUGAUCACCAGCAUCGCGAAUGGCGACUUCCCCGAGUGGGUGCUCCACGUCCAGCUCAUGGACCCCUCCGCCGCGGCCUCCCUGGACUUUGACCCCCUGGACGUCACCAAGACGUGGCCCGAAGACCGGUUCCCCCUUGUGGAGGUCGGCCGCAUGGUGCUGGACAAGAACAUCAACAACUUCUUCAACGAGAACGAGCAGGUGGCCUUCAGCCCCGCGCUGGUGGUGCCCGGCAUCACGUACUCGGAGGACAAGCUGCUGCAGGGGCGCAUCUUCGCGUACACCGACACCCAGCGCUACCGUGUUGGUCCCAACUACCUGAGCCUGCCGGUGAACGCGCCCAAGAGCGGCGUCCUUAACAACCAGAUGGUGGACGGCGUCCUCAACUUCGUGAACAAGCCGAACGAGGAGGUCAACUACUUCCCCUCGAAGAUCAGCGGCGCCCAGCUCGCAGAGAGGUACCCCAUCUCGGGCGAGAGCAUCUGUGGCAAGCGAACACAGCAGGUCAUCAAGAAGGAGAGCAACUUCGGGCAGGCUGGCGAACUCUACCGCAGCUGGGACGCAGAUCGACAGGAGAGGUUCGCUGAGAGGAUUUCCAAGGAAAUGCUACUCCAGCCGGGGGUCACCGAGGUCCUCCAAAAGAUCUGGAUGCAUUAUUGGAGCGAGGUGGAUGUCGGCCUCGGAAACAAGCUCAAAACGAAAAUGGAGGACGCGGGGGUGCUGCUGUGA